CAUGCAAGUGGUUUCUGUUCAUCUUAUUCUACUUCCUUCCUGUAGGUUGUGGCAGUAUAUAAAAUUUAUGUAAUAGCAUAAAAUAUAUGGCUUGGCAUAGUUUGGUCCGCUGGAGGAUGUGUUUGAUCUUCCAAAAGGCCUUAAGCCGGUGUCGCUUUGGUUGACCAGACCAGAUCCAGAUGGCAGAUAGAACAGGUCGGGCUACCAAGAACAGCCACGACUGCCUAUUAUUGUACGCAUUACAUGGAUGCUAAUAACAUGACGCAGACGCCAGACGCGGUGUGUGUGUCUGUGUGCUUUGCUUCCAAAGCGAGAUGGAAUUGUUCCAAGAAAACGACUUCGCCAUGGUUGGUAGGGUGAGGUUGAGCAGAGCAGACCAAAGCCAUGGACACGCCAUGACGCCACGCAAAUUGCAGUGGCAGGUCGCUUGCGCUUCUUUUCGGAAUAAAUUGCAGAGCAGAGUCCGCGAGGAAGAAGGGGUCGCCACCGCAGAGCUCCCUCCCUCGCGGUCUCGCUCUCGCCUACUGGGACAGCUCGUUUCGUUUGCCAGGUCCGGCCGCUCGUCCCGCCGCUGCCACGCGGCCCCCGCCCCGCCCCGCCCCGCCGCAGCUCCGGCCUUGACCUUGGACACGGUCGCGCGCCACGACCAAGGUUUUGUCGCCGAUUAUAUUAGCUGCGGACUGCGGUGGGGGCGGCAGAGCUCGGCGCGACACGCGACCGCGUCUGCCGACCAACCACUGCGGGCCGCGGAGCAUGGCCGGGCGCGACCGACGCGGGACCUUGGCCCCGUCGUCGUCGUCGUCGGGGUCGGGGUCGGGGAGGCGGAAGCCGGAGCACGAGCGGUGGCCGCGGAGCCCGGCGUGGUCGCGCCCGCUGUCCGACAGCGGCGAAGGCCGUGGCCGCAGAAGCGGCUCCUCCUCCUCCUCCUCCUCCUCCUUGAGGUCCCUGUUCCGCUCCAUCGGGGUGUGGUUCAGCUCGCUCUCCACCGCGUCGGCGUCGUCGUCCAUAAAGCGGAGGAGCAGGGACGCCGUGCCGGCGGGUGAUAAGAAGCCGCCUUUGCCGGGGUACGCCGGGACGAAGACCUCUGCGCGCGGGCUGUACAGCGGCGGUGGGCACGGCAGCGGCAGGGAGCAACGGCCGUCGUUCCAGAGCUCCGUCUUCUCCAUCGAGGAGAUCCUCAGCGCCACCAACAACUUCUCGCCGGCGCUCAAGAUCGGGCAGGGCGGCUUCGGCGCCGUCUACAAGGGCGUCCUCCCCGACGGCACCGUCGUCGCCGUCAAGCGCGCCAAGCUGCGGAUGCAGAACCCUCACGUGGACGUGGAGUUCCGGAGCGAGAUCAAGAUCAUGGCGCGCAUCGAGCACCAGAGCCUUGUGCGCUUCUACGGCUACAUGGAGUGCGGCGAGGAGCGCAUCGUCGUCGUCGAGUACGUCCCCAACGGCACCCUCCGGGAGCACCUCGACAGGUGCCACGGGCGGUUCCUGGACUUCGGGACGCGUCUCGACGUCGCCAUCGACGUCGCGCACGCCGUCACGUACCUGCACAUGUACUCCGACCACCCCAUCAUCCACCGCGACAUCAAGUCCUCCAACAUCCUCCUCACCGACUCGCUGCGCGCCAAGGUGGCCGAUUUCGGCUUCGCGCGCCUCGGCGCCGGCCUGGGCGCCGGCGCCGCCGGGGAGGCGACGCACGUGACCACCCAGGUGAAGGGCACGGCGGGGUACCUGGACCCGGAGUACCUCAAGACGUGCCAGCUCACGGACCGCAGCGACGUCUACUCCUUCGGCGUGCUCCUGGUGGAGCUCGCCUCGGCGCGCCGCCCCAUCGAGACCAAGCGCGAGAUGAAGGAGCGCCUCACCGCGCGCUGGGCCAUGGGAAGGUUCAUCGGCGGCGCCUCCGCCGACGUGCUGGACCCGCACCUCGCCCGCACGCCCGCGGCCGAACGCGCGCUGGAGAUGGUGCUCGAGCUCGCGUUCCGGUGCAUGGGACCCGUCCGACAGGACAGGCCCGCCAUGAGCGACUGCUGCAGGGCGCUCUGGGCCAUCAGGAAGACGUACCGGGACAUGCUCGCCGCCGACGCCACGCCGCACUUCUCCGACCGGGCAACCACCGCCAGCAGCGCCGACAGCAGCGGCGACCUCUGGAGGAUCUGAUCGUUCCAAUCCUGCUACUAACUCAUUUGCUUUGACUGACACUUAAGUUUGAUGUAAAUAUAUACGUACCUACACUGGAACAUUUUUUUUUUUGCCACAUUUUACCUUCUCGACGAUUGUGUUCAUCUGAUGCUAAGCGUUGGAUUCCAUAUGAUUGUCACUGCUGUCAAUCUUAGAACAGUUCUUGUGUGCU
Molecule: messenger RNA, 2344 nt
Organism: Sorghum bicolor (sorghum)
Lineage: Eukaryota; Viridiplantae; Streptophyta; Magnoliopsida; Poales; Poaceae
Product: calmodulin-binding receptor-like cytoplasmic kinase 2
Exons: 4
Coding region: 754-2151 (465 amino acids)
Biological process (GO): protein phosphorylation
Molecular function (GO): protein kinase activity; ATP binding
Source: RefSeq, a predicted model, not a curated record